Anolis carolinensis (green anole) is the source of this 2221-nucleotide messenger RNA. RefSeq lists its product as uncharacterized. The record is from RefSeq and is a predicted model, not a curated record. Gene Ontology annotation, molecular function: nucleic acid binding; zinc ion binding. NCBI's taxonomy places the organism in Eukaryota, Metazoa, Chordata, Lepidosauria, Squamata, Anolidae. The transcript has 2 exons. Bases 203 to 1447 code for a protein of 414 amino acids.
GGAGGAUGAAGAGCUCUUGGGCGCAGGAGGAGGAAGGUCGGGAAGGGCCACUCCCGAGCCGGACGCUGAGUUCCACCAGCUGGCGGCCCUGGCGUCAUCCACCGCUUAUGCCCAGCCGAAUGGGGUAACCCAGAGGCGUGGAGUGGUGCAGGGAGACAGCACCGGAGGAGAGGAAGAUUUACCUUCCCCAGCCCCACAAAGGAUGGUGUUUCUGGAGGAGAGGAUGUCGGCGAUGGAGACCACCCUGGCAGUAAUGUCGAGGGCGAUGGAGCGCCUGGCGUUUUUGGCGGAGCCAGAGAGAGGAAGGGAACUUCGGGCUGGCUCAAUGUGGGACAUGAGCGUGGGAAGCAGCCAGGGCUUUGCAGACCUCCCAGCACCGAAGGGAAGGGAAAUGCGAAAGGAGCCUGGCGCCCGGCCCAAGACCCAAACAAGCCUGACGCGGGUGGAGGAGAGUGACGACGAAGGGGAAAAGCCUCCGAGAAUCCCGGCUACGCUCCCAGCUGAGACCCUAGUGCCCCUGGCGAAUGCCGGGCGUGGCACAGGGCCAAGAGAAACAGCAGCGGGGCCCACUGGUCCGCAAGGGGGCUUGCGACGGGCGGAGGAUUGGGGAUUGCCACCACAGGGACCCCUACCGAGACGAGAGGAACUAAGGAUCGAGUUUGGGGGAGAGUCCUCUGAACUGGAUUUUUUCCUUACCACGGUGAGGGGCUAUAUGGAGGACAAUGCUCACACUUUUAGAACGGAAUCCAGCCGGAUCCGGGGCAUUGGUGCAGUGUUGAAGAGGGGAGCGGCUAGCUGGUACGUUCAGCUGCACGCGCGGCGCGACCCAUGUCUGGGGUCAGUCCGACGCUUUAUGGGGGCCCUGGAGACCCGUUUCCGAGAUCCAUUGGAGCAGAUCCGGGCGAGGGAGAAGUUGAAGACCGUCUCCCAGGGGCAGAGGUCGGUAUCUGAGUAUGCGGAGGAAUUCCAAUGCCUCGCCGAAAAGGUGCCGGAAUGGUCUGCAGUGACAAAGAUGGAACUCUUCAAAGAGGGGCUCAGGCGGGAGAUCCUCUCCUGGGCUGUGCACCGUGAUGAGCCUGACACACUGCGCGGAUGGAUUCAGCUGGCGGGGCGCGUCGAGACAUCGCUGGCCCAGGCGAGGAGGCACCGAGGAGGGCUACAGCAACGGCCGCAGAUAAAAGAGGGGAGCCGGAAGGAGGGAUCAGCCCCAGCCGGGAGGAGAGCGGAGCCGACAGGGAACGUGAGCGCCAGCAGGAGUGGCUGCUUCGUGUGCGGCCGGUUGGGCCACAGGGCUGCCGAGUGCUGGCAGAGAAAAGGGGAAGGCGGAGGCCCGCCCAAACCAAGAGCCGUGGCAGGAAAACGCGCCGAGGAAGAACCACCGAUGAGGCACCAUUCGGGGGGGUUGGACGAAGGGGAGGAGGACGCCAUGUCAGAACCCUGCUACUAGAGCCUGGAUGUGGCUCUGAGUUUCAGGGUCACUGACAUUGAUAAGACACCUGCGUCUCAGGACUCGGAGAAGAAACGGCUGCUGGACUUGGCGGGGAAUCUGCGCGGGGUUUUGCUGAGCGGGAAGAGACUUUUCAAAUGAGGGGGAGGGUAUAUAAAGGAUGGUUGGCCGGAGACUCCCAUUCUUGGCUUUUCUGAUGUUUAUGUUUCCUGCAGUAAAGUUUCUGGUGAUAUCACAGAGAGUCUCGUGUGUUCAUUCAGGAGCGGCUGUAGUGAGCUGACACAUACAGUCGCUUCUGACUCUUUGUGACCUCAUGGACUAGCCCAUGCCAGAGCUCCAUCGACACCCCUAGCUCCUUCAAAGUCAAGCCAGUCACUUCAAGGAUACCAUCAUCUAUCUUGCCCUUGCUUGGCCCCUCUUUCUUUUUCCUUCAGUUUUCCCCAGCAUCAUUCUCUUCUCCAAGCUUUCCUGUCUUCUCAUUAUAUGGCCAAAGUACUUCAUCUUGGCCUCUAAUAUCCUUCCCUCCAGUGAGCAGUCAGUAUUAUUUCCUGGAGGAUGGACUGGUUGGGUCUUCUUGCGGUCCAAGGGACUCUCAGAAUUUUCCUUCAACACCACAGUCCAGAAGCGUCUAUCUUCCUUCGCUCAGCCUUCCUUAUGGUCCAGCUUUCACAUCCAUAGUUAAUACGAGGAAAACCAUUGCUUUAACUAUGCAGACCUUCGUUGCCAGUGGAAUUUGGCCUUCACUAUUUUAUUGAGAUUGGACAUUGCUCUCCU